AUGACUGAAGUUCAUAACAACAACCAACAACUAAAACCGGUCAAUAUGGUGAAGGUCUUGCCUGUAUUCAAACCCGAAUCCUCAAAUACAGUCGUUAAUAACACUGUUAGUCAAAGUGCACCUAAGAACCCAGUUAAUGUUAUCGGUAAACGUCAAAUCUACAUCAACAGAUCUGCCAAAGCACUUGGGGCCACUGGAACCCCCGUUAUACUACCAUCAGGAAAACAACCUAACCGGUGCAUUCAAAUUGUCCCUCAGUCGUCCCCAACACCCAGUCAAAUGCCAACAAAUGGGAUUGAAAAACAGGAAAGUCCCCACAACUCAUCGCCAUACCUGGAGCCAAAGUCCACUUCCCCAAUGAAAACCUUUCGAUCACGCAGAAAUGAAAUUAUUGACAAUGCCAUGAAGCGAAUGGCCGAGAAGUUCAACAUCAGGUCCACUCUAAAACAGUCCACCAAGCCAUUAUCCCUCUUCCUUCGAAAGGCAAUAAAACAUGAAGAAGACGAAGAAGAAGAAGAUGCAACUGCCGUUGUCCGUUCACGGAUGCCGAUACGCGUUCAUCCACAUGCAAAUCGGAGAUUCAGUGUGCUGAAGUACAAUAAGGAGGAUGUUGAGUUGUACUCUAAAGAGGAGGUAUUCCUUCAACGCGAGAACAACAUGGAUUCCUACUCCAAGUGCAUGGAGAAGAAGCCUACAUAUGGAGGUGGUAGUGAGUUUGGAGCAGACAGGAGACGGAAUCCUCGAUUUCGAAGACAACAAGAAGGCAGUGAUGUGGAAGAAUACUCGACGGAAAAGCAGCCCUUGCUGCUCACUGUUGGCAAAGGAGAAAGUGCUAAAAAUUAUCGAGGUGUGGGGGAGGGGACAUUAACUGGUAGUGCAUACUUCAUCUUCACUCAGAGGAGCGAUGGAGGCUUUGAUGCCUAUCCGGUGUCUGAAUGGUAUAGAGUGAAACAAGUCGUGAAAAGUAAGCGUUCCAAUGAGGAGGGAGGAGAGGGGAAGGUUUCUGUGAGAGAUAGAAUCUACAACAACUUUGAUCUCUUGCGAAAUGCCAAGCAUGAAAUGAGGAAACGACCUAUGAGAUCGAGACUUGUAAUUUCAGAAUUUGACGAGUGGAAGAUCUACGAUCGAAGUGAUGAUGAUGAAGUGGGAUCGGGGGACGAAGAGUCUGAUAUUAAGGAGAUAAUAGCCCAGAAGAGGUUGGAAGAAAGGCGACGACGUAGAAGCAAUAAACGCAGAGGUCGACCUGCUGCAACUCGUCGAAAACACAAGAAUAAUUUUACUUUCGGUUCGGACGAGGAGGAGGAUGGAGGACACUUCGACAUGAAUGGUGAGGAAAGUGAUAUGGAUGAUUAUGACGAGUAUGAACUGGACUAUUUGACAGAUUCCACUUCGGAUGAGAAUGAACUCUCCGAAGAAGAGAGAGAAAAGCUUUACGACUUACAGGGUGUUGAACAGGAGAUGGGAUUCAUUAGCGGUGAUGAUGACGAUGAUGAGGAAGAUGAAAAUAGAGACGGUUGCAAGGAAGAGGUGAAGGAAAAGGGAAGGAAUGGUGGAGAAGACACAAAGGGAGAAAUACGGGCAGGCACACAAACUCAACAACAAAAUCAAAGGAUUAGUAGAGAGGUAUUCCUUGACGAGAUGAAGAAGACCGAGAAAUCGUCUUUGUCUUCAUCUUCUUCNUCUUCAAGUAGUUCUUCUGAUACUGAAGAAGAUUUCAAUGGUCAGUCUCAACUGAAGAGUGAACUGUCUUCAGGACCUUCACACUGUUUGCAAUCGUUCUCUUCAGGGAUGAAAAAAACCCCACCGGUUGCUUCACAAAUAUUCACACCUCCUCCAAAACGUUUCAAACCAAGUGAAAUUUCUCCUCCACCUCCUUCUAAUCCGCCAGUUAAAUCCUCACAUGAAAAUUUAUUUGACACCAUUCGAAAUUACCUCCUGCGUAGGCCAAUCACAAUGCAAGAACUUUUGAGGAAGCUGGGAGCAAGAGGUCUGCUCACUUCGGAUAGCACUCGCAAUACUUCCAUCGUGACACAAAUUUUGCAGGAAUUGAAACCGCUGCGGCAUUGCUUUUAUGGGAAACCACAAUUCUAUCUCAGACAAUGA
Molecule: messenger RNA, 2103 nt
Organism: Rodentolepis nana
Lineage: Eukaryota; Metazoa; Platyhelminthes; Cestoda; Cyclophyllidea; Hymenolepididae
Source: the annotation of a GenBank genome assembly